Molecule: messenger RNA, 1044 nt
Organism: Cavenderia fasciculata
Lineage: Eukaryota; Evosea; Eumycetozoa; Acytosteliales; Cavenderiaceae
Exons: 5
Coding region: 1-1044 (347 amino acids)
Molecular function (GO): sequence-specific DNA binding
Source: RefSeq, a predicted model, not a curated record
AUGACGGUAGAUCUAAUUUACUCAAUACUUUCGUCUAAUACUACAAAUUUACUUUGGAAUCAAAAACAUCCUAAAUAUUGGUCUAAAGAUGAUACACGUGAAUGGUUAGAGAAAAUGAAAGAAACUUACAAGUUUAACGAUGAUCUGGUUGAUUUAGAAUUGGAAGGGUCAGUCCUCUUACAGGUGACCAUUGAUUGUUUUGAAAGGCGCACCCCAAAUGGUUAUUUGGUGUUUUAUGAAUUACGUGGUUGUGUUGAAGAGUUUACUCCUCAGAUUAGAAUAUUUACUAGACAGACAGAUGAAAAUCGUGAAUUAAUUUUAAAUCUUGGUUUGGAAGAUAGUCUUUUAAGAGCAGGAGGAAGAGGAAACGUCACUGAUCAACAGAUGGACGUUAUCCAUCGAGAUGUGGAAAACGAGUUGGAUAAUAAUAAUAUUGACGAAUUUGAUAUCAUAUUGGAGAGAUUUCAACCAGGAAUAUCAUGGAUGUCGAUCCAAAUCCAUCUCAAACUUUUGUAUAACUUUUUAGCUAUUGGUAUUUGGAAAAGGGAUGAACCUCAUCUCCCCUUUGAUCAAACACCCACGUCAGGGGACUAUGUUGUCAUUGAACCCAAAAAAACAAAGUUUAUUAUCAAAUACACCUCUUUUUAUAAAAAAAUCACUAGACAAUUUGAAAUCUCUGUUCUAGAGAAUGAAGAUCGUUGGAAAAGCUAUAAUAGACAAGUUGAGAUCAACAGUAAAUCUAUUGUCAAUGGUGGUGUAUAUACUCUUUGUGUACCAUGGAAUGAAUUAUUUGGAUUUUUAAUUGAUUCUCUAGGACAUAGCCAGCAAAUCCUUCCAGAACCAAGCCAAGCCACAGUGGAACACUAUACUAGUGUAUGGAGUAAAAUUCAUUCAUCACUAGGUCCACUUGUCAAAGAAAAUGGUGAAUCUUUUCUCGAGAAGAAAUCACAAAAUACUCAAAGACAUAGAUCAAUUCGUACAUUUUGUAAGGAUCGGUAUCCUUACCACGCACUAGUAGAUGACGAUCUGAACCAGCAUGACUAA